AUGGAGGAGAGAGAGAGGGUCGUCGACCUGGUCGGUCGUCAACUGGCCUCAGCUGAGACGCGUUGGCGACAAAUGGUUUUAGAUAAGGAGGCUGAAAUGGCCAGACUCCAAGACAUGCUUGAAGCUUCCAGACUUUCUCAGCAUGACAGCCAACCGAUCCUGGAAGAUCUUGCUCGUUUACAGGCAGAGGUGGCGGAGCUGCGUGAAUUUAACGCCGAACGACGGGGUAUUACAUUUCAACCGGUCCCGGAUCUACCGGUUUCUGUGGAUAAGUAA
This is a messenger RNA of Protopolystoma xenopodis, 276 nucleotides long. The record is from the annotation of a GenBank genome assembly. NCBI's taxonomy places the organism in Eukaryota, Metazoa, Platyhelminthes, Monogenea, Polystomatidea, Polystomatidae.